GGUGUGACAUUGAAUCAACAUUGAACAACAUCUGGCCUAAAAACGAAAGUAGCCAAGACUUGAGAGGCUCUUAGUCUUUGUCACUUUAUUUUGUCAGUCGUCAGUCAGGAUAAUCUGGCUCUGCAGUUAGGAAUCAGAGUGUCUCAAGACGAUGUGCCCGAGCUUUUUUGGAUGAAAGCUGUUUAUAAAAAGACUGCUGUGUGGUGACAAUCAUCCCAUGAAACAAGAUGUCAGCUCUUUUCAUCCGUCAACAGUUACUUAUGCACAGUGUACGCAGUAACACAGUAUGUGCAAGACAUUCUGAGAUUCAGUUUUUGCCGAAGCAACUACUAUUAAGGUACCACCACAUGCUCAGCUCUUCAAGACCUGGCUCAAAUUGUCAAAAUAUGAUGACUUUUAGUUGGUGCACAAGUCUGAAAAGGAAAGGAAUAUGUUCAUCAAAACACACUUCAGCCUUUAAUGUUGGACCUCAAAUUCAGAACAAUGCCAUAUGUUUCAAAACUAUUGACAAUUCCGUACAGCCUUACAGUAUGUUAAUGAACAGUGGAAGAUGCUACCAUUCUGAUUCAAAAUUCACAAUGGCAAAUUCAGACUUUUCUUCUUAUGUUCAAAGCCUUGUAGAGGAGUUCAACAGUAUAACUUCCAGCACAAUUGCACUCGACAACAAAGCAGUUGACAAGCAAGUAUACCAUCGUCUCCAGUUUCUGGAACCAGUGGUUGCAAUUGCAGAGGUGCUGAAGGAAAAAUAUGAGGAGCUUCAAGAACUAACAAAUCUGCUUAAAGAUGAGGUUGACAAAGAGAUGAUGUCUCUUAUUGAAAAAGACAUGGACAUUCUGAGAGAGGACAUUGAGGAGACAGAAUUUAAGAUGGUGAAUGCCCUGGUUGGAGAGGAUGUAGCAGAUGACAAUGACAUCAUCUUAGAGGUCUCUCCAGGAGUUGGUGGUCAGGAAGCAAUGCUGUUUACUGCCGAGAUUUUCAACAUGUACCUUAACUAUGCAAGAUACAAGAACUGGUCUGUGGGUGUAAUCAGCAGCGAUGGAAAUGAAUUAGGUGGCUCAAGGAAAGCCUCAGUAGAAGUCGGCGGAGAGGACGUCUACAAACAUCUGAAGCACGAGGCUGGGGUACAUCGUGUGCAACGCGUGCCCAAAACUGAGAAGCAAGGACGUACGCACACCAGCACAAUCACUGUGUCAGUGCUACCCCAGCCAAAGGAGAUUGAUAUUCAAAUAGACCCCAAGGACCUCAAGGUGGAGACCAUGCGUGGCUCAGGGCCAGGGGGCCAGUCGGUGAAUACAACAGACAGUGCUGUCAGAAUCACACAUGUCCCUACAGGAACUGUUGCUGAGUGUAGACAAGAGCGAUCCCAAAUAAAGAACAAGGAACUGGCCUUGAAAAGUCUGAAAUCAAGGAUGUACCAGGAAAAACUGGAGAGAAUGGAUCAGCAGAGACGUUCAGUGAGAAAGAUGCAGAUGGGAACCAGGGGUCGCUCAGAAAAAAUCCGCACUUACAACUUCCAGCAAGAUCGCAUAUCUGAUCAUCGGAUUAAGGAGAACUUUUUCAACAUGCAAGAAUUCUUAAAUGGUGAAGAAAGUUUAGACGAUAUGAUAAGCAGCUUGGAGCUGGAAAGCAAAUAUCAGAUGCUGGAUUCUAUGCUGGAUGAGUACGAGUUGAACUUGAAGAAGUCAAAAAAAUCAUGACAAGGUGCGAGUUUUAUUUAUUCCAGUGGUUCUCAAAUUUAAAUGACAAGAAAUGUGUACCUUCGAUGGGAUUUCGCAUCUGGCAGUUGAAAUACCAUUCACUUUACACCACUUAACACAACGUGGUCUUGUAGUGAAUUUGAUAAUUUUGUGAAAGGUUCCAUUUGUACCCCUACACUCUAGGACCUUCUUCAAAAAUGUCCUUUUCCAGACUGUUGAGUCUGUGUAUAUAACCAAAAUGGUUUUUUUUCCUUGGUCAGAUUUUUAUCAAAGAGAUAGUUUUAUUUUAAUUCUAAUUCUUCCAGAAUUACAUCACCUCCUUGACUUCUUAGUGCAAGACUUGGUCAUAGGUAACUUUUUGAAAAGGCGUAUUGUGGAGUCUUGCACUAAGCAGUCGACAUACAUGCAUAAACCAUGUUGGCCAGACAUUGACUGACAGCCCAAUGGUGGCAGGUCAAGUCUCAUACUAAAACAGUUUGUAUAAAUAAACUGACUAAGCAUAUGCCUGGUCUUUGUUUAUUUCACUGAAGCCUGUCAUGCCACGUCCAGCCAGUUAAAUAACCUGAACUCAUUGAGGGGGAAGUUAUUUACAUUUUUCAAUGUUGUACUUUUUUCUACCAAAUUUUUGUUUGUGCUAUGUUGUCAUGGUAAACGAAGUAUACUGAAUAGCCUUUACUGGAAAUAAUGAAAGUUUUUCAGCCAAUGAAAGGAAUCAUCAAUUGUUGAGGGCUGUUUAAAUAAAGUUACUGUGAUCAUUUGAAAGAAAAA
Aplysia californica (California sea hare) is the source of this 2465-nucleotide messenger RNA. RefSeq names its product peptide chain release factor 1-like, mitochondrial. Gene Ontology annotation, molecular function: translation release factor activity. The transcript has 8 exons. Gene Ontology annotation, biological process: translational termination. The coding region runs from base 228 to 1697 and encodes 489 amino acids. Lineage: Eukaryota; Metazoa; Mollusca; Gastropoda; Aplysiida; Aplysiidae. The record is from RefSeq and is a predicted model, not a curated record.